AUGGAAAGAAAACAAACAAGAGGGGAAAUUAUUAAAUCCUUAACUUUCCAGUUGUUUGAUUCAACGAUUUCAAUUAAACUUGUGUGUUUGAGAAGGCUAAUAACUAUUGAUUCCAAAGGAAAUCGAGCAAUCUUAAUUAGGUGGAAGAACCGGAAUCAGUUGCUCUUGCAACAGGUAUCUUUAAUUGGCCAUCUACAUCUUCUAGGAGAGCUUCCUCACAUAACCUUGGGAAAACUAGCAGAUAAAUAUGGUCAAAUCUUUAUGAUUAAGCUCGGUAUCCACCGAGCUUUGGUUGUAAGCACAGCAGAGAUGGCGAAAGAGUGCUUAGGCGGCACCAAUGACAAAGUAUUCUUAAACCGUCCUCAAAAAAUCUUUGUUAAACAUAUGGUUUACAACGGCAUGAUGUUGGGCUUCAGCAAAUACGGCCAAUACUGGCGUGAGAUGCGCAAGAUUACCAUUGUCGAGCUACUGUCCGCCCAUCGGGUAGAGAUGUUAAAAAAUGUCAGGAUAUCUGAGGUAAGAUCAGCAAUGAAGAGUAUAUCAAUUUCCAGGUCUGAAUUAACAGACAUGAAACAAUGGUUUACUAAUAUAAGCAUGAACACUAUUGUAAGAUUAGUUUCAGGUAAGUCAUUGAAGGAAUUUUACCAAGGGGAGGAAUAUCAUAGGUGUGCAAAGGCAUUCAGGGAUUUCUUCGAAUUGGCAGGUGUAUUCGUUCCUGCUGAUGCACUGCCCUUACUGAGGUGGUUUGAUAUCGGAGGGUACGAGAGAAAAAUGAAGAAAGCAGGAAAAGAGAUUGAUCAGAUAGCUCAAAGAUGGUUGGAUGAACAUAAAAACAGAAAUUCUAAAGAGGCACAAGGAAAGCUGGACUUCAUGGAUGUGAUGCUUGGUAUUUUUGAGUCUGGACAGGAAAAGCCUUCCAAAUAUGAAACAGAUACAAUCAUCAAAGCUACUUGCAUGGUAAGAAAUUUUAUAUACGCAUUAAACUUGGUUUCUAUAUUAUGAAAUGUCAGUAUUUGAUAAAUGCUUGAACAUUUUAAUUUUAUGACAACAAACAAACUAACAAAUAUGAUACAGAAAACAUGUUUUCAUGAUAGCCGAUUUGUCUUAAUCUGUGCUCAUACUAGUCAUAAACUGUUUGGGCCAAGUCCAUUGUCCUAAGCCCAUUGACCCAGAAUUACAAAAAUACCCCUCCAUGAUCCAGCCCAUCAUUAUUCAGAGCAAAGUACAGAUUUACCCCUAAUCUGUCCAAUUAAGUACAACUUCUGCCACUAUCUAUAAAUAGCUCUUCAAUCAUUAAUGAUGGUAACUUUUUCCUAAUUCUAUAA
Molecule: messenger RNA, 1325 nt
Organism: Chenopodium quinoa (quinoa)
Lineage: Eukaryota; Viridiplantae; Streptophyta; Magnoliopsida; Caryophyllales; Amaranthaceae
Product: cytochrome P450 82C4-like
Exons: 2
Coding region: 1-1002 (333 amino acids)
Biological process (GO): defense response to other organism
Molecular function (GO): oxidoreductase activity, acting on paired donors, with incorporation or reduction of molecular oxygen; heme binding; monooxygenase activity
Source: RefSeq, a predicted model, not a curated record